Molecule: messenger RNA, 2595 nt
Organism: Danio aesculapii
Lineage: Eukaryota; Metazoa; Chordata; Actinopteri; Cypriniformes; Danionidae
Gene: u2af2b
Product: U2 small nuclear RNA auxiliary factor 2b
Exons: 14
Coding region: 412-1854 (480 amino acids)
Biological process (GO): mRNA processing
Cellular component (GO): commitment complex; nucleus; U2AF complex
Molecular function (GO): poly-pyrimidine tract binding; pre-mRNA 3'-splice site binding
Source: RefSeq, a predicted model, not a curated record
AAAAGAUGAGCGCAUCCGCCAACGCGGAAUAAGCGGUUAGCCUCUUUGGUCAAAACUGGCUACACUUUACCUCAAUCAAUAAGGACUAUUAGCUCAAUUUGAGUAUCAGGAAAUUUAUCUAAACGGCUAAUCGUUGUAACGAAAGGGUUAAAUCUUAAACAUUAUCGACGCAAGCCUUUUAUUCGUGCUCCGCAGUGGUUUCGUUUAGCAUUAGCCGCUAACAACCCUCUUAAGCAAAACCUUUAUAUCAACUUCUGCGUAAAUAUACGUGUAUUUCGGCAAAGUCUAUAUACUUGUGUUACGUUUUUAAAAUCUGCGUUUUAUAGUCGAUCUCCUGUAAUAGCGUGUAGCUGAAAUAAAGCUAUCUGAGCAAAUACGUCGUGUUAGCUUAAGUUUGACCAAAACACCAGGAUGUCUGAUUUUGAUGAAUUUGAGAGACAGCUGUCUGAAAAUAAACAAGGUGACAGUCUAAAUGGUCAUGAGAGGGACAAGGAGAACCGGCACCGGCGACGCAGUCCAUCCCGCAGCCGCAGUCGAGAGCGGAAGAGGAGAAGCAGGGAGAGGAGAAGCAGGGAGCGCCGCGGCGACAGCAAGGAACGCCGACACAGACGCAGUGAUCAUACACAGAACCACCCCCAAGAAAAUGUCAGCCGUUCACCUCAACGGGAGAAAAGGAAGAAAAUUAAGAAGUACUGGGAUGUCCCGCCUCCAGGCUUUGAGCAUAUUACUCCCAUGCAGUAUAAGGCAAUGCAAGCUGCUGGGCAAAUCCCUGCUACCGCUUUGCUGCCCACCAUGACGCCAGACGGCCUGGCAGUAACGCCGACCCCGGUCCCUGUAGUGGGCAGUCAGAUGACUCGCCAGGCUCGCAGACUUUACGUUGGCAACAUCCCAUUUGGCAUCACAGAGGAAUCUAUGAUGGACUUCUUCAAUGCUCAGAUGAGAUUGGGUGGUCUGACUCAGGCCCCAGGAAACCCUGUCCUCGCCGUCCAGAUUAACCAGGACAAGAACUUUGCUUUCCUUGAGUUCCGAUCAGUGGAUGAGACCACGCAGGCCAUGGCAUUCGAUGGCAUCAUCUUCCAGGCACAGAGCUUAAAGAUUCGCAGACCGCAUGACUAUCAGCCGUUACCUGGCAUGAGCGAGAACCCGAGCGUUUAUGUGCCAGCAGUCCAAUUUCAGGGUGUGGUGUCUACUGUUGUACCAGACUCUAUUCACAAGCUGUUCAUUGGAGGUUUACCAAACUAUCUCAACGACGACCAGGUUAAAGAGUUGUUGACCUCUUUUGGACCUCUCAAAGCCUUCAAUCUGGUUAAGGACAGCGCUACCGGCCUGUCAAAGGGUUAUGCUUUCUGUGAAUAUGUGGAUGUUAACGUCAAUGAUCAGGCUAUUGCAGGAUUGAAUGGUAUGCAGUUGGCAGAUAAGAAGUUGCUGGUUCAGAGGGCAAGUGUUGGAGCCAAGAAUGCCACACUGACAAGUAUAAACGAGACUCCAGUGACGUUGCAAGUGCCGGGUCUCACAUCAAACCCCAUGAUCCAGAUGGGUGGUAUUCCCACUGAGGUCCUGUGCCUGAUGAACAUGGUGGCUCCAGAGGAGCUUAUCGAUGAUGAGGAGUACGAGGAGAUCGUGGAGGACGUCAAAGACGAGUGCUCUAAAUAUGGCCAGGUCAAGAGCAUAGAGAUUCCCAGACCCGUCGACGGCCUUGAUAUACCUGGAACCGGCAAGAUCUUUGUGGAGUUCACAUCUGUUUAUGACUCCCAGAAGGCCAUGCAGGGCUUAACGGGGAGAAAGUUCGCCAACAGGGUGGUGGUGACCAAGUACUGCGAUCCAGACGCUUAUCAUCGCCGAGACUUCUGGUAGAGGAAGAGUCCUAGAGCUGAUUUCGUAAAAAGAAAUCAAAUUGGAGGCAGAGAUGUUGAAGAGGGGGGAACAUUUUUUUUUUGUACUCUUAAAAAAAAAAAAGAAAAAAAAAAAAGCCAAAAGGUGAAUGUUGUGUUUUUUUUGUUUUGAGGCUUAAAUUAAAAGAUGAUUCGUGAGCAAUUGUGGGAGGGUUUUUUUGCUUUUCGUUUGUAUUUUAAGAACAUUAGCGAGAGCUAUUCUGCUAUUCUGAUGAUACUUAAUCUGUUAAUAAAAUUAUUACUAUUUUUUAAUUGUAUAAUGAAACAAAUGUAAAAUAGUGAUCGUUGACCAUCAGAGAAGACCAACUAUCGACGCCCCAACCAAACUUGGAGGUUUAUUGCUAAUCAUUCAAAUGAAGACGUCCCUAACUUGGUUUUUAUCUCUUUUUAUUCCUCUUUUGAAUCGAUCCCACUGACUGAUCCUUCUCAAAAGCCACCGCUCUUCUCUGCUGGUCAAAUCUCCCUCCCAUUUUGUAGCUUUUUGCAGUUCAUAUCUCAAGGUAUUAGAUUGUCUCAGAUCUUCUUUUUUUUGUCUGGUUUUGUUCUUAUACAUACUUGGUCUCUUCCAUGCAUAUCACCAGCUCAUUAGAAGGUGAUGACAUUUGUCCAGUGUGGCACCUGUUUUUCAGUUUCUGUAUGCGUGAUGUUUUUCUUUUCUCAGUAUAAUAGGCCACUUUUGAUAAUAAAACUCUUGGAAGUUUGA